AUGCCCUUGCUGAGCUCAUCUUCGCAAAAUUCUUCCUUAACAAAUGGAUUGUGGCAUUUAGAAGGGGUGUUUAUGGGCAUUCAGCCGUACUUAAUCGUGAUAGAUCCAGAAAUCGUAAAAGACGUUCUGAUAAAGGAUUUCCAGUAUUUCACCGACAGAGGGGUGUACCAUACAGAAAGCGACCCUCUUAGCGUCCAUCUUUUUUCUCAAGACGGUUCAACGUGGAAAAAUGCUAGAAUUAAGUUCACAUCGGUGUUCACUUCCGCGAAGAUGAAGGCGAUGUUCGAAACCGUACUGAAUUGCACCGAGGGACUGAAGAGCGCCCUGGAGGAAAGUGCGGAGCAAAUGAGUGACGUUGACAUCUUGGAAGUGGCAGCGCGCUACACCACGGAUAGCAUUGGAUCCUGCGCUUUUGGCAUCGAAUGCAACAGCUUCAAACACCCCGACCCCGAAUUUCGCCGGAUGGGUCGCAAGGUGCUCGAUGAAUUCAAUCUCAUGGAUAGACUGAACCUCUUCAUGUCCAUUUACGCCCCCAAAAUAUCUCAAAAGAUAGGCGUCAGGUCUGUGCAGAAAGAAGUAUCUAAAUUCUUCUUGAAAAGCGUCAGCGAUACGGUCAACUACAGAGAAAAGAACAACGUUAGAAGAAAGGAUCUGCUGCAGAUGCUGAUAGACAUAAGGAAUUCCGGCGAUAGUCUAAGCAUGAACGAAUUGGUGGCGCAGGUGUUUUUGUUUUUUAUUGCGGGAUUCGAGACUUCUUCGAUGACGACGAGCAUGACCUUAUUUGAGCUCAGCAAUAAUCAGAAGUUACAGGAGAAACUCCGCCGAGAGAUACUUGAAGUGUUGAAGAAGCACGACAACAAAAUCACCUACGACGCCGUAGCUGAAAUGAAGUAUCUCGGACAAGCCAUUGACGAAACUCUGCGUGUAUGGCCAUCCCUUUCAACGCUAACCAGGGUAUGUACCAAAGACUACAAAUUAAAAAACUCUGACGUUACGGUAGACAAGGGGACUCCUUUAAUGAUUUCCGUUAGUGGGUUACACCACGAUCCCGAAUACUGGCCUGAUCCGGAUCGAUGGGAUCCUGAUCGGUUCAGUGAAGAGAACAAGCAGAACAGACAACUGUUGACGUUCCUACCUUUUGGCGACGGCCCUAGGAAUUGCAUAGGAUUGCGUUUCGGACUCCUACAGACGAAAGUCGCUUUGAUAACGACGCUCACCAAAUACAGGGUCACCUUGAGUCCCAAAACCAUCACACCUCUGGGCAGGGACCCAGAAACAUUCGUCCUUACCACUAAGAACAGGAUAUAUCUGCAUUUUGAAAAGAUUUAGCGGACCCUGCAAAGCAAAACUACACACAAUUUACAUCCUACGAGUGAAAAGGGUACUAUUACUAAAUCAUAAUUUGAUAUUUGCUAGGAAGAGGUACAAAAAUAGGAAGGAAUAAUAAACCCAAAGCUAUGUUACAUUUACACUCGUGUUUGUUAAUAAAAAUAAAAUUAUCUGCUUGGA
This is a messenger RNA of Anoplophora glabripennis (Asian longhorned beetle), 1509 nucleotides long. Its product is annotated as cytochrome P450 6A1-like. NCBI's taxonomy places the organism in Eukaryota, Metazoa, Arthropoda, Insecta, Coleoptera, Cerambycidae. Gene Ontology annotation, molecular function: heme binding; iron ion binding; oxidoreductase activity, acting on paired donors, with incorporation or reduction of molecular oxygen. The record is from RefSeq and is a predicted model, not a curated record. The coding region runs from base 1 to 1329 and encodes 442 amino acids. The transcript has 6 exons.